GUUGAAAUAUAUACAUGUGAAUUGGUGUUGUAUUUAGGAUAAUUAGAUUAAAUUUGAUAAAAAGAACUUAUUUACAUGUAAUUUAUUUUUAUUUAUUUUGUAAUUUUAUUUUUAACAUUUGAUAAUAAUACACAUUAACGUUUAAUGUGGAUGUUUAUCUGAAUAAACUGUAAAGUUAAAGAUCGAUUCUUUCGUAAUUUAUCUCGAUUAAUAUAUUGACACAUGUAGGAACCUAUGUCAAUUAUCAAUAUUAGGAAGAUUUUAGACUUUUAUUUAAUUGUAAUAAUUUAAGUUGUGUAAAAGGUUAUAUCUACCUCAGUAUUGUUUUCUUUUUGAAUACCCACGUGCUUAAUGUAUAAAUAAUAUACAAAAUCAUGAAAGAAUCAUUGUUAACAAAUUGUGAAAAAAACUUCGUAAAUAAGUCAGUGGAACGUGGAACGCGAUUAGAUGGCAGAAAUUUAUUGGAAGCACGGCCAGUUAAAAUUUAUUUCGGAUCUAAUUGGGGUAGCUGUAUGGUGUCACUUGGUCAAACUAGAGUAGUAGCACAAGUAUCAUGUGAUAUUCAACAGCCUAAAACUUCACGUCCCAAUGAAGGAAUAUUGCACAUCAAUGUUGAACUUAAUCCAUUGGCAGCACAACAUUUUGAUGGUAAUAGACAAUCUGAAGCUUCAAUAUUAAUCAGCAGACAGCUUGACAAAUGUUUUAAAGAUUCAAAAUGUAUUGAUUUGGAAUCAUUAUGUAUAGUAGCCGAUAAAAAGGUAUGGAAUUUAAGAGUUGACAUAAAUAUUAUUAAUCAUGAUGGAAAUUUAAUAGACUGUGCCUCCAUUGCAACAUUGGCAGCACUUUCACAUUUUCAUAGGCCAGAUGUAACAUCAACCGGUGAAGAUAUUAUAAUUCAUUCUUUCUCUGAAAAAGAUCCUCUACCUUUAACAUUGUAUCAUUAUCCAGUUUGCGUAUCUUUUAUUACAUUUGAAAGUGGAAAUACAAUCAUGGAUCCUACAUAUUUAGAAGAAAGAGUUGGGGUAGCACAGCUCACACUUGGUAUAAAUUCUUAUAGAGAAGUGUGCAGUUUGCAUUUUAAUUAUCUGACAAAAACCAUGACUGUGGAGGAUGUUAUAUCAGCUGUUUCUAAUUAUGCAGCAAAUUAUGCUACUACAUUAGUACAACAGAUCAAAGAAGCAGUAGCCUCCGAUGUGGAAGCAAGGUAUAAGAAAGAUGACCGCAAUACAAAUCGUUUUAAAGAAUGUAUAACAAUGAAGAAAUUAACCAUGAUUAAUAAUGACUGUAUUAGCAUUAAACUACGCAAAUGGGGUGUAUUAGAUAAAAUAGAAACUGAUGAAGUUGGUUCAGAAGAGGUUGAAAAUGACAACUUCAAAAUUAUAAAACCUGGAGAAGGUUCAGCUGAAUUAAUAAUAGAUACUGGCAUGUCGUUUGGUGAAGGUGGACCUAGUACAUGGAACAUGUCAAAUUCCUCAGAGGAAGAAGAAGCAAGUGACAUUGAAAUUACAGCUGAAGUGAAUAAAGAAAAAAAGGUGUUGGAUGAUGCAGAAAUGAGUGGAGACAGUGAAGAGGAAACAAUUGAAAUGUUGGAUUCGAAAGAUAUAAUGCUAUAAAUGUAAAUUAAUAAAAUUAACUAAUCGAAAUAUAGUUUUAUACAUUGCAUUUAA
This is a messenger RNA of Nomia melanderi (Alkali bee), 1667 nucleotides long. RefSeq names its product exosome complex component Rrp45 (gene Rrp45). NCBI's taxonomy places the organism in Eukaryota, Metazoa, Arthropoda, Insecta, Hymenoptera, Halictidae. The record is from RefSeq and is a predicted model, not a curated record. Gene Ontology annotation, molecular function: mRNA 3'-UTR AU-rich region binding. Gene Ontology annotation, biological process: U4 snRNA 3'-end processing; nuclear polyadenylation-dependent rRNA catabolic process; rRNA catabolic process. Gene Ontology annotation, cellular component: nuclear exosome (RNase complex); cytoplasmic exosome (RNase complex).